Molecule: messenger RNA, 1802 nt
Organism: Tricharina praecox
Lineage: Eukaryota; Fungi; Ascomycota; Pezizomycetes; Pezizales; Pyronemataceae
Exons: 4
Coding region: 123-1703 (526 amino acids)
Biological process (GO): mRNA cis splicing, via spliceosome
Cellular component (GO): precatalytic spliceosome
Molecular function (GO): RNA binding
Source: RefSeq, a predicted model, not a curated record
CUUUGUUUGCUUCAAGGUGUCACCGCGCGAGAGAUCACCACCACCACCACCGCUUCCUCCGACUUCAAUCAUACCACUCUCACUUCACCCAAUACCACCACCACCACACAACAGAAGCAACUAUGUCGCAGCCGCCCGCGCGCCCCGGCGGCGGCAUGUCCGGACUCUACGCCAACCUCCUCGGCGACACGACUGCGUCGACGUCCAAGAGCUCCUCGGCGACGAUCUCGAAAGCGCCCGUAGUAUUCGCAAAGCCAUCCGGCGGCACGUCUGGACCAGCGGCGACUCCGACGGCGGAGGACCCUACAAGUGGCAGCAGCAACACAAGCACACAGAAAAAGAUUAAUGCCGCUGCGCUACGAUUUCAGCCCACCAUUACGAAACGCCCUGCGCCCCCGCAGCAGAAGAAGGGAAUGAACUUUAAGCCAAUUGGCGGCGCCGCGAUCAAGGGCGCCACCACCACCACCGGUGAGGAUUCCGCGACGACGCCACAGGUGAAGCCCGAAGCGCCAAAGCCAGUGGUCAAGACUACCCUCGAGGAUUGGGUCGGCGAUGAUGAGGAUGUCAAUGGCUUCUACAACAGCACCAAUAAGGAACGGCAGCGUGCUGGAAGAAAGAAGAGGAAGAAGAAUAAGGCCACUCCGCCGCCGCCGACAAACUGGGACGACAUCUAUGAUCCGCUCAGACCCAAUAGCUACGAAGAGUACAAGGAAGGAGACGAGAAGAUCCGCGAGAUGGAGGAUUGGCGGGAGAGGCUAUACGGCAAGAAGCGGAGGAGCCGUUACAGCGACAGCAGUGACUCCGAGGACGAAAGGCGCCCUGCCGUAGGAGGCCGCUUUGCACCCCCCACCAAUUACUCGUUCGCUCCACCGCCGCAGUUCGCGCCUCCCCCUCCUCCUUCUAAUAAACCACCGACACCAGCUAUCGAGAUACCCGACGACGCCUCGGGAGAAGACGCGUUUGCCCGCCGAAUGCGAAUGUCCCAGCGAGGCCAAGUCGGCUACGCAGCGGCACCUACGCACGUCCCGCAGUCACCUACGCACGUCCCGCAGUCACCUCCGCCGCCACCUCCUCCCGCAGCCACUGCUCCGGCCUCGACAGCCGACCUGACCAUCUCCCGCGCGCCAGUCCUCUACACCCAAUCUGCUGCCACCGAAUCCCCGUCGUCCGACCUCAUAAACCCGUACGCCGAGCCCUCCCCGGAGCCCGAAGCCUCCUCCCGCCCGGGCCAAGCCGGCUUCGCAAAGCGGCUGAUGGAGCGCCAAGGCUGGAAAGCAGGGCAGGGCCUCGGGCGCGACGGCAAAGGCAUCACGAAGGCGAUCCAGAUGGUGUCCUCUGGCAAGAAGGGCCAGCCGGGGCGCGGCAAGAUCGUCGACAAGAACAAGAAGCGCGCCACCGCCGACGCGGACCGCUCCGAGGUCGUGGUCAUGCGCGGUAUCGUCGAUGGAAAGAGAAGGCUCGAAGACGCGGAGCUCAUGCAGAAAAUCGGCGACGAGUAUAAACGCUACGGAAGGGUCGUGCAGAUCAAGAUUUGCUGGGAUGAGGAGGACCCCGAGACCGCUAGGGUCUAUGUCUUGUUUGCGGACGUGGGCAGCGCGCAGAUGGCCGUCAAUGGACUACAGAGACGGGAGAUCUUUGAGGGGAACAAGACGGAGGCCGCGUUUUAUCCAAAGGAGAAGUUUGAGGCGUUGGUGUUUGAGUGAAAUGUUACACGGAUGGAUUGCGGAUGGGGAUGUGGAGUGUGUGUUGCGUACUACUAUUGGUUUUAGCGAAUAUCAAUCUUUUCAUUGUGAGCCUGCGUG